AUGGAUACAACUAGUUUUAAUACGGAUUCAUUUCGUGAUUUAACAUUUGAUCUUUUAUCGGGUAUUGCUAAUGAUCCAACGAAAUUAGAUGAAUUUAUUGAUGCUUAUUUAAUUAAACUUCAUGAACGUAAUGAUAGUGAUCAUUUACGUAAAUAUACACGUGAUAUUUAUGAAAAGAUUCUUACUUUACAAACUGUUCAUACUAAUCCAGGCUUUCAAUUAAAAGAUACAUUCCAUGAAAAAAUUGUUGUGGCUUAUUUCUGGACAUUUUCAAAUAUUCAUUCUUCACAUAUGAUGCCUAAACUUAUUGGUAUUGAUAAACGUUAUUCAAAUGCUGGUGUUACAGUCAUUGGUAUUCAUUCUCCUAAAUAUGAACAUGAAAAACAUAAAGCUAAUAUUCGACAUGCUAUUGAAGAACAAUCACUUCCAUUUAAUGUUAUCAACGAUAAUGGAUUACAAGUAUGGAAACAUGUUGGAUGUCAAAUUUGGCCCACAGUACUUAUUUUUGGACCUGAUGCAUUACCAUUAUUUAUAUUCGAAGGUGAAAAUCAUGUUCAACAUACUGAAAUAUUUCUUCAACCUAUUCUUAAUCAUUAUAAAUCCAGUGUACGUGCAUCACCCAGUAGUUCAUCAAUAAUUAAAACUUCAUCAGAAGAUAUUGUUGCUAAUAUUACAACACCAAAACCAGCUAAAUUUACAUAUCCAAGUCAUUUAUGUGUAACAGCAAAUGGACAAUUGUGUAUUUCAUUUGCUGGUUCGAAUCAAUUGAUUUUAUGUGAAAUUGAUGGAAAAGUUAUUGAAGUGGUUGGUAAUGGUCAUCCGGGUAUGGCUGAUGGAGAAAUUCAACAAGUAGAAUUCGAUUCACCACAUGGACUCGUGGAAUAUAAUAGUUGUAUUUAUAUUGCAGAUACAAAUAAUCAUGCAAUUCGAGUGUUUGAUCCAAAUUCUCGUCGUGUUCUUACAUUGAUUGGUACUGGUCGUUUAGGCAGUGAUAAAAUUGGUGGAUUGAAACGAUCUCAACAACCUAUUGCUUCACCAUGGGAUUUAUGUAUUACAGAAUCACCAUUUGAUCAUAAAACAGUCUUACUUAUUUCAAUGGCUGGUCAACAUCAAAUCUGGGCAUAUGCAUUUGAAGAAACUCAAUGGUGGAAUAAUGUAAUACUACAAAAAAAUGCCUGUUUAGCAAUUAUUGGCAGUGGUGAAGAAGGUAAUCGAAAUGAUUCGGAACCCAUGUCUGCUACUUUAGCAGCACCACGUGGUAUCUGUAAUGGUGUAAUGAAUGGUCAACCAGUUCUAUUCAUUGCCGAUAGUAAUAGUUCAAGUAUUCGUGUUGUUACACUUCAAAAUGGUAAUGUAACCAAUUUAAUUGGUGGUGAUACUGAUCCAAAGAAUCUCUCAGCUUUUGGUGAUCUUGAUGGAAGUGGUUUUAAUGCUAAAUUACAACAUCCACUUGGUGUUGCUUUUCAUUAUUCAUCAUCACAAUUAUAUAUAACAGAUACAUUUAAUAAUAAAUUAAAACGUGUUGAUAUGAAAACACUUGCUUGUUCAAGUUAUUUUGUAACUGAUAUAGAUACAAAAAAACAACGUGGAGAAUUAAAUUCAUCAAAAUUUAAUGAACCACAAGGUUUAACUAUAUUUGAUCAUUUUAUGUUUAUUGCUGAUAAAAAUAAUUCACAUAUCAAACGAAUUGAUCUUGAUCAUGGUACAGUUAUCCGAUGUCGUUUUGAUUUAAGUGAAACUUUAAAUGAAGAACGUUCAUUUGGUUCAAAACAAGCUUAUCUAGCUAUUCUAUUACCUGAUACAUUUCAAUUACGUGAUGGUAAUACAGGCACAUGGACUAUCGAAGAUCAAGAUGGUUUUAAAAUAUGUGAUGGUGAAUUAACACGUUAUAUGUCUGAUCAAAUGCUUUUAGAUUAUAUUCCACGUGAUAAACAAGUAGCUCAUCUUAAAUAUGAACUUGUUAUAUGUGAAGAUGAUAAAUGUACAAUGAUGAAUGGUGAAGCUCAACCAGUUAAUGAAACAGAUUCUAUUAUUGAAUUUGUUAUUAAAAUUGAUCAACCAGAAUCAAAUACAAAUUAA
Adineta steineri is the source of this 2079-nucleotide messenger RNA. Lineage: Eukaryota; Metazoa; Rotifera; Eurotatoria; Adinetida; Adinetidae. The record is from the annotation of a GenBank genome assembly.